This is a messenger RNA of Amblyraja radiata (thorny skate), 3026 nucleotides long. RefSeq names its product elaC ribonuclease Z 2 (gene elac2). Gene Ontology annotation, biological process: mitochondrial tRNA 3'-end processing. The record is from RefSeq and is a predicted model, not a curated record. The transcript is spliced from 24 exons. NCBI's taxonomy places the organism in Eukaryota, Metazoa, Chordata, Chondrichthyes, Rajiformes, Rajidae. Gene Ontology annotation, cellular component: mitochondrion. Bases 69 to 2630 code for a protein of 853 amino acids. Gene Ontology annotation, molecular function: 3'-tRNA processing endoribonuclease activity.
CUAGCCGGCUUGCAGCUUUGAUGCUGAGGGCUGCUUGCUGAGCAUGGGCAGGGUUUGAGAGAAGCUGGAUGUCCGCGGCCGGCAGCCUGCACCAGGCACUAGCUGGGUGGACGCGGCGCCUGUGUUGCUCCAGCUCCAGCCCGCACCUCCGGCCGCUCAACAUGUCCCUCAGGCCGGCCAGCGAGCGCAGGAGGGACAAGCCUCCUCCCGACACCCUGCGCCACCUCAAGUCCAGGGAGAAGAGGAAGCAUGGGGACAUGCAUGGACCUGCCACUGUGUACAUGCAGGUAGUGGGGACGGGCAGCAGGGAGAACGGUGCAUCUCUCUAUGUAUUCUCAGAAUACAACAGAUAUCUCUUCAACUGCGGUGAAGGGACACAGAGACUGAUGCAGGAACACAAGCUAAAGAUUUCUCGUCUCGACAACGUGUUUGUGACCAGGAUGAGUUGGAACAAUGUUGGAGGAUUAUCUGGUUUGAUUUUGACAUUGAAGGACACCGGGGUUCCCAAGUGUGUCUUUUCCGGACCACCACAAUUUGAGAAAUACUUGGCAGCAAUAAGAACAUUCUCUGGCUCGCUAAAAGGAAUAGAUUUAGCUGUACGCCCUUACACAGAGCCACACUACGUUGAUGAUACUAUGGCAGUGUAUCAGGUGCCCAUAUUUGCCAAACUGGACUUCAAGAAAUCCCCAGGGUCACCUGGACAAUCAAGUUCACCAAAAUCUACAAAGCGGCAACGGAAAGAUUCUGAGGAUCACCUGCAGGAAAAGCAAAAUGACAAUCCAGAAAGAAGCCCCAAAAAAUCAAGAGAUCCUUCCCUGGUAGUGGCUUUUGUUUGCAAGCUUCAUCCUAAGAAAGGAAAUUUCCUUGUUAUGAAGGCAAAGGAGCUUGGUCUUCCAGUAGGCACCUCGGCCAUCGGUCCCAUUGUUGGUGCCUUGAAGGCAGGAAAGAGUGUUGUGUUUGAGGGGAAGGAGAUCAGACCAGAAGAAGUGUGCACGCCUGCUGAUCCGGGGCCCACAUUCCUUGUAUUGGAAUGUCCCAGUCGGGAGUUUAUUCAACCCGUGUGUGAGAACGAACAGCUCCAAAAGUAUCUGGCUGGUGGGAGUGAAGGCCCGACUGCAUUAGUGGUCCACAUGGUGCCUGAGGCGGUUUUGGCAGACAAUGUAUAUAAGUCGUGGAUGGCAAGGUUUGGGCCGACCACAGAACACCUAAUCCUCAAUGAAAAUAAUCAAACCGUUCACAAUCUGCGCAGCCAUAAAAUCCAGACGCAACUCAACCUUAUUCAUUCGGACAUCUUCCCGCUAUUGAAAACCUUUCAGACCAAGGACGAGCCUGCCUCCCUCUCUGUACCAAUAGUUCGAGGUCACUGUCUGCUGAAGUAUCAACUACGGCCCAAAUUUGAAUGGCAAAGCAGGGAUGCUGUGGUUGAAGUUGACACAAAGGAAUUUAUUAACGAGGCAAUGGAAAUCCCAGGCUUCAUGGCGCAGGUUGAAGAGUGCAAGCGAGUAUUAGCUACAAACCCUGCUCUUCCAUCAGAUAAUGUUGACAAAUAUCCAGAGGUCGUUUUCCUUGGAACAGGCUCUGCGAUCCCAAUGAAGAUCCGGAAUGUUAGCUCCAUCAUUCUAAAUAUAGACUCCAAGCGGUCAAUGUUAUUGGACUGCGGUGAAGGCACCUUUGGACAACUCUGUCGCCACUAUGGCAAUGAUGUGGACAGGAUCCUCUGUAAUUUGUCAACCAUCUUUGUGUCCCACAUGCAUGCUGAUCAUCACACAGGCCUGAUAAAUAUAUUGUUGGAACGAGAAAAGGCUUUGGUUGCCCUGGGUGAACCCUUCAGCCCGGUUAUACUUGUGGGUCCAGCACAGAUCAUGAACUGGUUGAAUCAGUACCACAGUCAUUGCCAGAAGAUUCUACGACAUAUCAAUCUCAUUCCUGCAUGGCAUCUUGUGGAAGGUAGCAAAGUUACCAAGUUCAACACUCAAGACUUGAUCCACUCUUUGUUAAAGAGGCUUGAACUGGAAAAGUUUCAGACCUGCCUGGUGCGUCAUUGCAGAAAUGCCUUUGGCUGCAUCCUACAGCACAAUUCAGGCUGGAAAAUUGUGUACUCGGGAGAUACCAUGCCUUGUACAAACCUCAUUCAGACAGGGCAGAAUGCCAACCUGCUGAUUCACGAGGCUACACUGGAAGAUGGACUUGAGGAAGAAGCUAUUGAGAAAACACACAGCACAACCUCUCAAGCCAUUGAUGUGGGCAUGAAGAUGAAUGCAGAAUUCAUAAUGUUAAAUCAUUUCAGCCAGAGAUAUGCAAAGAUCCCCCUGUUCAGUGCGGACUUCAAUGAAAAAGUUGGAAUAGCAUUUGACCAUAUGAGGGUUCGGUUUGGUGACUUCAAGGUGGUGCCUAAACUCAUUCCAUCCCUGAAAACCCUAUUUGCGGAUGAGAUUGAAGAGAUGGAGGAACGGCGUGAGAAGCGGGAGCUUCGACAGUUGAAGGAGAUCCAUGGCUCUUUCAGCACAAAUGGACCAGGGACUCGGGGGCAGUCUUCAGUUCCGAGGAUCAGUGAGACGGCUGAUGAAAUGAAACGGGAGCUGGAGGGCUCUGAUCAAGAUGCGGUCCACAAAAGAGUAAAACUGACUUGAGAUACUGCUGGUGAUGAAAUCCUGGAACGCCAUUCUGUUGGCAAAGCCAAUCUUCUACAUUUGAGAAAAUAUUGAACCAGUUUUACAUUGUUGCAUAGAUGAGAUUAUUGUACAGAAUUAUUGUGAACGGGCUGAAAAUAUGCAGUUUGGAGUGAUCUGAUUAUAUUUGUUUUUUUAUUUUGAUUUUGAACAUUGCUCUGCAGUUCACAUGUGCAUUGUUCAGUACCCACACGCUCAGACAUCUUCAUCCUCUCCCGCCCUUCUUCAUAUUGCAGCGUGGCCUUUCCAGCAUCUCUGCUUCCUGCAAAUACAGACUGAAGGAACACAUCCGUUCUUCAGUUGCUCUAAAUGUGUAAGGCAAAUAAUUAAAUAUUUGAGAGGAAUAUUAUGAGAUAA